AUGUGCGCAUACAAGGCACCAUCGUUGGAUGCAAGGGAAGAUAUGAUGAUCAGGGAGGUACCAAGAGUUGGAAAAGAGGCUGUAACCAAAGCCAUCAAGGAAUGGGGCCAGCCAAUGUCUAAGAUCACGCAUUUGAUCUUCUGUACCACCAGUGGCGUUGCGUUGUCUGGCGUUGAUUACGAACUCAUUGUACUUUUAGGACUCGACCCAUGCAUCAAGAGGUACAUGAUGUACCACCAAGGUUUCUUUGCUGGAGGCACUGUCCUUCGCUUGGCUAAGGACUUGGCUGAAAACAACAAGGAUGCUCAUGUGCUUAUCGUUUGUUCUGAGAAUACUACAGUCACUUUCCGUGGUCCUAGUGAGACAGACAUGGAUAGUCUUGUAGGGCAAGCAUUGUUUGCAGAUGGAGCUGCUGCGAUUAUCAUUGGUUCUGAUCCUGUGCCAGAGGUUGAGAAGCAUAUCUUUGAACUUAUUUCGACUUACCAAAAACUUGUCCCUGGCAGCCAUGGAGCCAUCGGUGGUCUCCUUCGUGAAGUUGGGCUUAUAUUCUAUCUUAACAAGAGUGUUCCUGAUAUUAUUUCACAAAAUAUCAACGAAGCACUCAGUAAAGCUUUUGAUCUGUUGGAUAUAUCUGAUUAUAACUCAAUAUUUUGGAUUGCACACCCUAGUGGACGUGCAAUUCUAGACCAGGUUGAACAGAAGAUGAAUUUGAAGUCAGAGAAAAUGAAAGCCACUAGAGAUGUCCUUAGCAAUUACGGUAACAUGUCAAGUGCAUGUGUGUUCUUUAUUAUGGAUUUGAUGAGGAAGAAGUCCCUUGAAAAUGGACUUAAAACCACUGGAGAAGGACUUGAUUGGGGUGUGCUUUUUGGAUUUGGUACUGGUCUUACUAUUGAAACCGUUGUUCUCCGCAGCGUGGCCAUAUGA
Arachis stenosperma is the source of this 924-nucleotide messenger RNA. RefSeq names its product stilbene synthase 3-like. The coding region runs from base 1 to 924 and encodes 307 amino acids. Gene Ontology annotation, molecular function: acyltransferase activity, transferring groups other than amino-acyl groups. Gene Ontology annotation, biological process: polyketide biosynthetic process. The record is from RefSeq and is a predicted model, not a curated record. NCBI's taxonomy places the organism in Eukaryota, Viridiplantae, Streptophyta, Magnoliopsida, Fabales, Fabaceae. The transcript has a single exon.